AUGGCCGAAGGGCAAGCAGCAGAGCAGAACAAUAUGAGAGUAAUAGUGAUGAGCAAAACUCUUAAAAUAGAGCCGUUCAAGAUUCCAGACAAUCAUUUAAAAGUUGGCAGAGCAUGGGAAGAAUGGAUUGAAGACUUCGAAGACGAAAUAACAUACUUCGAGAUACGAGAAAUACGAGACAAAAUUAGCGCUCUCAAAAUAUAUGGCGGACAAGAACUGAAAAAGUUGGCACGCAAUCUACCAGACCCACCACCUAUUGAAGUAGAUAACGAGUACGAGAAACUAAAAAGGAAAUUAAACAAUCAUUUUCUACCCAAGAAAAACAAACGCUAUGCAAGAUAUACGUUUAGCAAACAACGAAUGGAGUCAUACGAAAGUAUCGUCGCGUACGCAGCCAGAAUGCGUGAGAAAGCGAGAGAUUGUGAAUAUGGAGACCAAGCUGACGACAGAAUUCUAGAACACUUGAUCCAAACGAUCAAAGACAACGAUCUUAUUAAGAGAUGCAUUCAAAAACGAUGGAAAUUAGAACAGUUUAUCGAAGAAGCCAGUCAACGCGAAGAUAUUGGACAACAAGUCAAAGAUAUGAAAGACGACCAUAAAGUAGCAAGAAUAGGUCAACGUGCAGAAAAACACAGACGAGAUUACAAAUUCACUGGUGAAAAACAAGCGAAAGCACACGGCUCGUACACCUGUUAUGAAUAG
Paramuricea clavata is the source of this 702-nucleotide messenger RNA. The record is from the annotation of a GenBank genome assembly. Lineage: Eukaryota; Metazoa; Cnidaria; Anthozoa; Malacalcyonacea; Plexauridae.